Messenger RNA from Epinephelus fuscoguttatus (brown-marbled grouper), 3722 nucleotides. It is a transcript of the gene cfap184, whose product is annotated as coiled-coil domain containing 96. The transcript has 3 exons. Gene Ontology annotation, biological process: cilium assembly. Lineage: Eukaryota; Metazoa; Chordata; Actinopteri; Perciformes; Serranidae. Gene Ontology annotation, cellular component: axoneme; ciliary basal body. Bases 16 to 1425 code for a protein of 469 amino acids. The record is from RefSeq and is a predicted model, not a curated record.
CUAUAUCUUUCGAAAAUGGAUGGAGAGGCAGAAAAUGAGGUGAAGAUAAAUGGGCGGGUGUCAGCAGAUUCCACCAACGAAGAGGACACUUCGCCAGCUGUUUAUGGAAAUGAAAAGGAAGGUGUCCCAGAUGAAAUGGUUGCAUCAGAUCAUGAUGAAGAAGACUCUGAAAGUAUGAAAGCCACUGAAGAAGCAGCCACCUCUGAGCCAGAAGACAACAGUGGAAAUGAGUUCCACGGUGUCGACCACAUGACCUCAAGUGAAGGCUUGGAUGUGAAGAUGAAGGAAGUGAAUGAACAACUAAUGUCCCACGAGGAGAGUGUUGUUUUUGAAAUCAACAGCACUGAUGGUGAUGGACCUCCCAGAUUACAUUUUGAGACCCCAGAGAGACAGAGCACCACUCCUACACAGGAGGAAGAUGAAACUGAGGAAAAGGGAUCCGCUGCUGCUCCUGCACACAAAGAAGACAUCAGCAAUGAAGAAUACAUGCAGCUCCAUCAGAAGCUGUGCGAGGACAGAAAUAUUGUCAGCCAACACCACAGCCAGCUGCAGACGAAACUGGCAGAGUUCUUCCGCAGGAAGGCCUGGGAUGAUGCCCAGCUGGAGAGGGAGAUGUCAGAGCAGCUGCUGGAGUAUGAGAGGUGCAUCAACAUACUGACUGACCUGAAGCAGCAGAUCACUGCUAAUAUGGAGACAGCUCAGCAGCAGACAGAAGAGCUGAGGCUCAAGUCCCAAGAGAAGCUGAAUAAGGUGGAAACUGAAUGGCGAGCGAUCACUGCACUGAAGCAGGAUGUAGCUGUGGCAGUACUAAGUCGAUGCCUAGGUAAAGAAGUUGCUCAGGCCAAAGUAGAAGCAACCUUAGCAACAGAGAAGCUUCUGCAGGACAAGCUGAACAAGCUCUGCCUCAAGCACAUCAAGCUGAGGAUUAAGAUUCACAGGCUGGAGACAGAGCUCUGUGAAGGGGAAGGACAUGCCAGGGACCCCCUACAGCUCCAGUUUGAGCGGCUCCAGACAGAGAGGCUGGAGCAGAAAAAACACACCGAAAAGCAAAAUGAGGAAUGUUUAAAGAUGCAGAAAAAGAUCAGCAGCAGCGAAGAGCUCCUGUCGAAUGUAAAAGAAAAGCUGUUCUGGAGCCAGAUGGAGAUCCAGGCAAAGCGAGAGCAGCUGGCCACAUUGGAGGCCAUGGUGGCCACAAAGAGGGACAUCUUGACCAGGAGCAGGCAGGCAUCCAGUGGCCUGCAGAGAGACAACCUGAGGCUGAAGGAGCAUCGUGGACUGCGAGGGAACAGGGUCCUGAUGCAGGACUUUGAGGACUCUGUGGAUGCCUCCGAUCACCGAGCGAAACAUCUGGAGGAUCUGAAGUGCCUGCAGGCUGAGAUUGUCUUCAGAUGUGGCAGAUGGAAGAAGAAGCUGGAGAUAAUUUAAUUACUGAAUGAACAAAUGAUUAAACUGAACAUUUUAAGGUGCGAUCAGGAUACACAGUAUCAACCUGGAAAAAAGCCAGAUUAAACAGAAGAGGACAUUAAUAAGCAUCAGCUUUAAUUGGUUGUUUUAUUUAAUUUAAUUUAAUUUUAUUUUAAUCUUAAUUUAAUCAACAGUCUCAUUGAGAUUAAGAUCUGUUUUUCAAGAGAAACCCAACAACAAGAAACAUUCACAAGAACACAAUCAGCAAACCAGGAACAACAAAUUAGAAAAAACUGUUACAAGAAUAAUUCAAAACAUCAAAUAAUAAAGCUUUAAAAUCUCCAAUGGGGGUCUAAGUUUGAGGGCAGUUUGAAGUUCAUUCCAUUUAAAAGUACCUGAUCUGACCUAGUACCUGAAACCAGUUCUGCCAACAUUAGUGCAUGUCCCGACAACAUGUCCUAACUGGAUGCAAUGUGAGCGAGUGGUUAAAGCGACUAAAUUAGUUUCGUUGCUUUGUUUCUUAUUGGACUGUCCUAAAUGCCUGCAACGUGACAUAACAUGACAUGAUGCGAUGUGGCACGCCGUUUUGAGCUGAACUUUUGAUGUACGACCCGUUUGCUGUUUUUAUUCUGUUUCGCUGAUUCAUGAGUUUUAAAUGAGGAAUUACCUACAUGACACCCCCUUAUUUCACUACAAAAACCUUAGUACACUCACAUGCAAAGGUUUGGCCACCCCUGGUCGAAAUUUAGUUUACUGUGAAUAGUUAAAGGAGCAAUAAGCGAAAUUCAUCAUUUCUAGAUUGAAGGAAAUAAAAAAUUGCUAUGUGAAGAACUAGAGGUGUAAUUUCAUCUGGAGUAUAGCAUGACCGCACACACCCUCUCUCUGUGUUCAUCUCCAGCCCAUUGUUUACAAGCUGGUCCGGCUGCACAUUCAUGUGAAUCCCCCCCCUCCUCUUGGAGCCCUUGGCCCUCCCUCCCUAUAAAAGGCUACAAUGAGCAAUGAGCAAUGGCAGCGCAUAUUUUCGAAAUGAAAUGGCAGAGAGCGGAACAUCCACCUGAAGACGACCAAGAUCUGACAUUACCUCGAAAGAAACAACGGUUGUUGGCGAAGAAGUUGUCGGAUGAAGAAAGGGACAGAACUCGGAUUAACAUUGGCCUUGCAUUUCCAAGGUGGAGAGCACUGCAAGAGCUAAAGGGGCUACAAUCUGACUCGGAGCAAGCUCUUUUUCUCCUGGACAGGUACAACAUAAAGUCAAAUGUCUGUUUUAAUUAGUGUUACAGUAACGUUAAGCACAUUUCACUAUGUCAAUUCAAUUAAAUUUAAUGUUACAAUCAUAGCAUAGGUUAAUGUCCGGAGCUUGAGUUAUUAGCGGUUCGAUCCCAGCAAUGGGUCAGGUGUUUCGGUUGUGUUAGAUGAGUAGCCCAGCAGCUCAGCUAACGUUUGCAAUUAGCAUUGUAAAAUGUAGCCCGGCGGGCAGCCUGGCGGCUGUGUUAAGCUAUUCUCCUGCCUACUUCAGUGAUGAUGGUCCCUGUAAUAAAUGCAAUAUACUUGCUGAAAUGGAGGCGAGGCUCAGUGACUAGAAGAGCUGGUAGAAGCGCUCCAUAGCUGCAAGCUACUCCAAUAGCCGUAGUAGCUCUAGUGCUAACUCUGGGAGCUAACUCUAACAGUCCUCUCUUCUCCGUGAGUCCGCCAGGCUCCACGCUAGAGCUCACCGGAGCCGAGAAGCAGGCUCCCGGAACGUUAGCAUGGCAGCCGACUGGUGCUAACGCUAACGUCCCCAUGCUUCUCAGCUCUGACUCACUGAGCCUGGCGGAGAAGCGUGGGGAUGUUAGCACUAAUGGGCUGCCAUGUUAAUGUUCCAAAUCUCUCUGUGAGACCGUGAGCCCGGCUCCCGGUUCAGUUGGAGUUGGAGCGUUAGCGUGGUAGCCGAGUAGUGCUAACGCUAACAGGAAAGCAGGGAAAUAGCUAAACACAGCAGAGGCCGAGAGUGAGUGAAAGACAUUGCUAACUGCUAAACUAAGCUGGCUGUUUAGGUUUUAUUUCCUCGCCCCUGUGGCGAGUGAAUCUGCCUGCAGUGAAAGUGAGGGCUAACCGGUGCUUCCUCUUCAUGCUCCACUUCACUCGGGUCCAUGUCACUGGUCCGACAACCCAUUGGUUCGACAUCCCAUUAGUCCGACUGUCCGCGGUGCUGAACGGCUCGCGGCAGGCGUAUGGUGUGCCGCGACCGGCUCUGGGUCAGCUGGGAAAGGCUUGAGGCGGAGUAGGCUCGCGGCUUAUGUGUUUGUCACUUUCUUUUUCAUUUUAACCCACACCAUGAU